CAGGGUUGGGAUUGGAGGUCAGUUUUGGGCUGGCAUGUGUGAUUUGGGUGUGCCAGGUGUGGGUUUUGGAGGGUCAGGUGUGUGUUGAGUGGCAGUUUUGACGGAUCGCAGGUGUGAUUUGGGUGUGUUAGGUGUGUGUAUGGGGUUUCAGGUGAGUGUUUGGGAGGACAGUUUUGGGAGGUCUCCAGUGGGUUUUUUGGGUUCAGGUUUGUUUUGGGGGUCCAGGUGUAUUUGGAGGGCCCGAUGAGUUUUAGGCGGUUACAUGUAUUUUAGGGAGUCAUGUGUUUAGGGAGCUUAGGGUAUUUUGGAGCAUCAGAUGUGUUUUGUGGAUUAAUUUUGAGAGUUUGGGUGUAUUUUGAGGAGUUAGGAGCCCCCCCGCCAUGGAUGACCUGAACCUGCACUUCAGGUUCCUGAACUGGCGCCGCCGGAUCCGGGAGAUCCGGGAGGUGCGGGAGGGCCGAGACCGGGACCGGGAUCGGGGCCUCCGCUGCCAGGAACGCGCCCGACACAUCCUGGUGGACGGGGACACCCUCAGCUACCGCGGCCCCUCGGGCGAGGUCGGCUGUUACGUGGCCCCGCGGCCGCUGACCCGCGACAGCAACUACUUCGAGGUGUCCAUCGUGGACAGCGGGGUCCGCGGCACCAUCGCCGUGGGGCUGGUCCCGCACUGCCACAGCCUCGAGCACCCCCCGGGAUGGGGGCCCGGCUCUGUCGCCUACCACGCCGAUGAUGGAAAGCUCUACAGUGGCCGGGCCAAGGGGCGCCAGUUUGGCUCCAAGUGCAGUUCUGGGGACCGGAUCGGCUGCGGCGUUGAGAGGGGCUCGUUCGGGGCCCCCCCAGCCCAGGUUUUCUUCACCAAGAAUGGCCAGAGGGUGGGGGGUCUGGGGGUGCCACUGUCGCCCCCGGGGCUGUUCCCAGCCGUGGGGCUGCACUCACUGGGGGAGGAGGUUCGGCUGCAUCUGCCGCCACCCGGGCCCCCCGAGGACGAGGGGGGUGCGAUGCUGGUGGACAGCCUGGAGGAGGAGUGGGGGAGGCUCCAUGACGUGCGGCUCUGUGGCUCCGUGUUGGAAUACGUGGGGAAAGGGAAGAGCAUAGUGGAUGUGGGGCUGGCCCAGACCCGGCGGCCGCUCAGUCCCCGCAGCCACUACUUCGAGCUGGAGAUCCUGGACCCGGGCGAGAAGUGCUACAUCGCCUUGGGCGUGGCCAGGAAGGAUUACCCCAAAAAUCGUCACCCCGGCUGGAGCAGGGGCUCGGUGGCCUAUCAUGCGGAUGACGGAAAGCUGUUCCAUGGCAGCGGGGUGGGGGAUCCCUUUGGCCCCCGCUGCUACAAGGGCGACGUGAUGGGCUGUGGGAUCAUGUUCCCUCGGGAUUAUGGCCGGGACAGCGAAGGUGACAGUGAUGAUGCCUCAGAGCCCCCUGAGGUGAAGGUGAAGGUGCGCAAUGUGAUGUACCUGGAGGAGGAGGAGGAGGAAGAGGAAGAGGAGGAGGAAGAAGAGGAUGGGGAGGACAUGGAGCAGGAAGGCAGGAAAGUCGUGGUGUUCUUCACGCGGAACGGGACAGUCGUGGGGCGUAGGGAGGUUGGGGUCCCCCCUGGGGGUCUCUUCCCCACUGUGGGGAUGCUCAGCACUGGCGAGAGGGUCAAGGUGGACCUGCACCCCCUGAGCGGAUAAAGGGGGGGCCAGCGUGGGACUCCCAAAACCUGAAACCCUCUGGUGCUCCCGGACCCACCCUGGGCUCUCCCAGUGCACUUUAGGGUGUUUGCACAACAAUGGAGACCCCCCCCAAGGUGGUAUUUGGGGUUUUACUCCUGCCCCCCCCCAUAAUUUUGGGGACUCUUUGGGGGGGGGGGUCCCCUAAAUUUAAUCCCUCCAUUGGCCCCUCAAAAGUACCCCAAUGUUGCCCCCCAAGGUGGUUUUUGGGGGUCUCAACCAUGGCCUCCACCAUAUUUUUGGGGGGCCCAUUCCUGCCCCACCCCCAUGUUUUUGGGGGACUCAAUCCUGCCCCCCCCAGUUAUCCCAAUGACCGCUUCAGGUGGCUUUGGGGGGUCUCAGUCCUGUCCCUUCCACCACUGGUGAACCUUGUGCACCCCCCAGAACCCCCCAAAUCACCCUUUUGACUCUCUCCAGUCACCCCAACCCCUUCCACUCCACUGAGUCUCCAGUGCCCCCCCCAGAUCACACCUGUGCCCUGCCAUCUCUUCCAGCGCCUCACAUUCUUGGGGGGCUCCAGGGGGCAGAAUUAGGGGUUCCCCCCAUCAUGAAUGUAACCUGGCCCUUCCAAUCCCGUGGGACCCCCCAGACCCCCAGUUCUUCGGUGGGGGCUGGGCUGGUUUUGGGGUCCCCUUUGAUGUUUGCACAUGGUGGGGUGUCCCCAUGCCCCCCCUCAUCAAA
Pseudopodoces humilis (Tibetan ground-tit) is the source of this 2390-nucleotide messenger RNA. Lineage: Eukaryota; Metazoa; Chordata; Aves; Passeriformes; Paridae. The record is from RefSeq and is a predicted model, not a curated record.